AUGACAGGAACUAGAGCAAUAAGAAAGUGCGCAUUUAUCAACAGACCAAUUGCACCACAUGACAAAUCAAGUGUAGUAUACACAGUAGGAGUGCUUGAUGAGAAUGGCAGGUACACAGGAAGAGACACAAUUUUAUCUGUCUGUGGCCAGAUCAGAAAGAGUGGCAAUGCAGAUAAGUUAUUAUAUGCAAAGGCAGAUGAGUUAAUUCAAUAA
Messenger RNA from Nematocida parisii ERTm1, 213 nucleotides. RefSeq names its product 30S ribosomal protein S21e. NCBI's taxonomy places the organism in Eukaryota, Fungi, Microsporidia. The transcript has a single exon. The record is from RefSeq and is a predicted model, not a curated record. Gene Ontology annotation, biological process: translation. Bases 1 to 213 code for a protein of 70 amino acids. Gene Ontology annotation, cellular component: ribosome. Gene Ontology annotation, molecular function: structural constituent of ribosome.